AUGCGUGCCUACAACAACAGCGUUGUACCUUCUGGUGGAAGCUUCUUGGAGCUUUGGAUUGACCCCGCCACGCUGCUUUCCGGAGUGGACGACGGGCUGACCUACUGCACAGAUCCUGCUCGGUAUGACUACAACUAUAGCGAGCGCUUCAGCUACAAGAUGGCCGGGUGUGAACACCUGCCCUUCGGCGAAAGUUACCUGAAGGGAGAGUCCAGCUUGUUUUUCCCGACGUCCGUUGACGACACGUACGUCCUGACUUUCGGAGCCAAGAAAUGCUUCGACUAUGUUAAUGCGUCCAAUGUUGUGGAAGCAGACCUGCUUUGUCAGCAGGUCGGUGGCACCCUGUUUUAUACUCGAACGCCGGUGUCUAGCGCAGGAGGGGUAGCGUGUGAGUGCCGAAGGCAACGCUCCUUCUUUGCUGCUUCGCCGGAGAAGCAACGAUUCCUAGUGAUGCAUGGGUUCCUUGCAAGCAACAUGGGAGUCUUCGGCAACGAGCGGAUGCGCGGAAGCACCCGCUUCUCGUCCAAUCAGCGAAGUUCCGAUGGACGCUCCUGGCAGGAUGUGCGGGAUGAGGGGAUCCUCACGGUCGUCCAAGAUGACCAGGGCCAGGAGUGCCUUAUUGGCGGCACCUCGCGAUUUUAUCCCCACGAGUCCCGGCUGGGGAUCGGUGCGACGAUAGAGGAGUGGUUGCGGUGUGCAGGCGUGGACCUGGAGUGGUCUGAUCCCGCGGUCGCCACCCAAGCCCACAGCGAGCCCCCGGUUGCGCGCCUGACGGGCCUGGAGUUGGCCAUUGAACUGGACUACCGAAAUAUCCACGGCGUGCACUUCAACGGGGUCGUCUGCUUCGCCCGCGUGCGGGCCAUGCAGCGCUGGAACGCGCGGCCAGUGCUCCACUACGACUACAGCCGAAUCGACGGUGCCGAGUCUGCCUAUCGGGCGCGGCAUCAGCGUGGCGUGGAAGUCCGCUUCGCCGUCCAGGGAAAAAUCGAUUUCCUGGACUUCACCUUGCUGACCACGGCAAUUUCGAACAUCUUGAGCCUCUUAACCAUCCUGCCCACGCUGGUCAUUAGCCUCGUCGCCGUGAACUUCCUAGGCCCGCUUUCCAACAUCUUCUACGCCGCCAUGGAGAUUAAAGUCAACGUGGCUCAAGACUGCCGAUCGAUGAUCACCCGCCUCAUGACCAGCGAGGCGGCCUUCGAGGAUCUGUGCAACAAGCAGGGCGGCGGCCAGACUGCGGAAAACAAGUUCACCAAAGGUCACAUGAAGCAACUGAUGGAUGAGAUCCUGAGAAAAGAAGAGGACCUGCAGGACAGGGAGAAAGACCACAUCGUUGACUUUCUCAUGGAAGAGCUGCACAAUGGAGAGGACCAAAAGAUUGUCGACCGAAUGAAGUACAUGAAGUUGCACCAUGCCCACGACCACGUGCAGCUUGAUGAUGUGGUGGACCUCUUCGAUGGCGAUCGUCAGAAAGGUUUCCUCGAGACGCUCUUCCGUGAUGAUGACUUCAACAAGAAGCAGGGCCAAUACAGGCGAAGGAUGACCUUGAGAGCAGAGGGCCAGCUCCCUGAGGGCCUGCUCCCCGAGGCGCAGCAGGCGAAAGCUGAGAAUGCACAUGACCAGCGCCACAGCACCUUGACAAGCAGCAGAAUUGGGAAGGGCGAAGCUCUUCAGCAUGAGGCGGAAGCACGCGCAAGUGUGUCGAGCCGAACGUCCCCAGAUCAGAUCGCUCUCACCGUGGCUCAGCCGCCGCAGGGUCGCAAGCGAAUGUGGGCUGCCGGCCACGUCAGUCUUCUCCUCGCAGAGCAGAGGGGCAAAGAAUCCGAGUGA
Messenger RNA from Symbiodinium natans, 1827 nucleotides. Lineage: Eukaryota; Dinophyceae; Suessiales; Symbiodiniaceae. The record is from the annotation of a GenBank genome assembly.